GCGCGCCUAAAUUUUUGCGUCAUUUCAAGUUGUUCGUUGUUAGUUGGUGUGUGAAAAGUGCUGUGAGACGCCAUUUUGAAAAAGUAAUUUUGUUCGUCGUUGGAACUGGGAAGACCAUAUUUCGUCCACGAUUUAUUAUAUUCAGGUGUGUUUUUAUAUAAAAUUGCAAUCAAUUUAAUUUUUUGAAGAGAUUUUGUCAAAAUGGGUGUGGUAACAAAAGCCCAUAUUCACGAGUAUAACAUGUUCAAGAACAAAGACUUAUCCGAUUGGAUAGCUCUUAUCAAAGUAAAGAAGUUGAAUUUUAAAUGCCAAAGACGAAAAAAUCUCUUCAUCGAAGCUGUUUUAAACAAAGCACUUACGUCAGCUGAAUCGGAACUACGUCAGAAACAACAAGAAAGGAGGCAGAGGUGGCAGAAUUUAAAAUCCGAGUUAGGUUUAAAUCGAAAUGAAAGCUGUGAUAGACCCUGGCCCACGCAAUCCUGCGAUGAAUUAGAAAAAGAUAUUGAUAGUUUUUUGUCUAAGUUAAAAGUAGUAAAUUCUCAUAUUCAGCGAUGAUUUUUUAUACUUUUUUAUUUGUAUUUUUUGCUCAAGACUUAUUGUGAAUUUUGUAACUGUGAUAUUAUGUAUAAUUUUUUUAUUACAGUCACCUCUGGGCGACAACCCCAUCACCGAGCCAAGAAAGUCUUCUGAUUGGUUUGUAAAAAUUGUAUCAAUUUUUUAUUUGACUUAUAUAACUUGUAUAUAACGUGAUAUUAGUAAUAAAAACCAUAAUUUAAAAGAAA
Diabrotica virgifera virgifera (western corn rootworm) is the source of this 782-nucleotide messenger RNA. RefSeq lists its product as uncharacterized. The coding region runs from base 202 to 555 and encodes 117 amino acids. NCBI's taxonomy places the organism in Eukaryota, Metazoa, Arthropoda, Insecta, Coleoptera, Chrysomelidae. The transcript has a single exon. The record is from RefSeq and is a predicted model, not a curated record.